GCGAUUCGCUCAACACAACUAGUCAAUUAAUUUGCAAACAUGGUCAACUACAAAACUUGGAUGAAAGAAGUCAAUGAUGACACCAGCAUCGGAAAAUUGUCAAUUCCUGGUACCCAUAAUUCGGCUGCUUGUCACACUGCUUUGCCAUCAGUGCAAUGUCAAGGAGAAUCAGUUACUGACCAGUUGAAACACGGUGUCAGAUUCUUGGAUAUCAGAUGUGGAAAGUUAUUCCUCAAAGAAGGUGAUGAGGCCAAAGACUUGCAAGUUAUUCACGGUAAAUUUCCUGUCAAGAUUCCAUUCCCCGAAAAAUUAACUGAUGUAUUGGAAGAAGUGUAUGAUUUCGUAGGAGACAAUGAUUCGGAAACUGUGAUUGUAUCUUUAAAGCAAGAGGGUACUGAUGACUGGAACAAUGAUGAUGACGAAUUUGCCAACUGUAUUUGGGAUAGGUACAUCAACAAGAACAAAGACAAAUGGUAUUUGGAAAACAAUAUUCCUAGAUUACAAGAUGCAAGGGGAAAAGUCAUUUUGUUUAGAAGAUUCGGUCUCAAGAACCAAGACAAAGAAAAUUCAUUUGGUUUUGAUGCUCAUACUUGGAAGUAUAACACCACUAAUGACGACCGUGGCACCUUUGCUGUGCAAGAUUUCUGUGAAUUGGAAGAUGCUAGCGCCAUUGAAAAGAAGGUUGAUUAUGUGGCUGACUUUGCUAAGAAUGCCAUUGAGUACAACAGCUCCAACAGUGAUCCAAAGUUAUUUGUUAACUUUGGCUCUGGUGCCAAUUUCUUCAACACUGAGUGUUGGCCGGAAAAGGUUGCUAUUAAAAUGUCUGAUGGCCACAUUGACAAGCACUUUGGAAAGGGUAAUGGUGUGAUUGUUUUAGAUUACGUUGAAAGAGAUGACUGGAAGUUGGUCAAGAAAUUGAUUGACCAUAACUUUUGAUCAAGUUCUUGUUGUAUCAAUGAUUUGAUCCGUAUUGUUUUAGUUAAUGAAUCACUU
Molecule: messenger RNA, 993 nt
Organism: Yamadazyma tenuis ATCC 10573
Lineage: Eukaryota; Fungi; Ascomycota; Pichiomycetes; Serinales; Debaryomycetaceae
Gene: PLC2
Product: Plc2p
Biological process (GO): lipid metabolic process
Molecular function (GO): phosphoric diester hydrolase activity
Source: RefSeq, a predicted model, not a curated record